Messenger RNA from Dermatophagoides pteronyssinus (European house dust mite), 1107 nucleotides. Its product is annotated as ribonuclease H2 subunit A. Gene Ontology annotation, cellular component: ribonuclease H2 complex. Gene Ontology annotation, molecular function: RNA binding; RNA-DNA hybrid ribonuclease activity. The record is from RefSeq and is a predicted model, not a curated record. Lineage: Eukaryota; Metazoa; Arthropoda; Arachnida; Sarcoptiformes; Pyroglyphidae. Gene Ontology annotation, biological process: DNA replication, removal of RNA primer; mismatch repair.
UUGUUUCCCGCCUAUUUUUGUCAUUUGAUGUUUGGUUCAACAUUCGAUAUUUGACGAUUUGACAACAAACGAGCAACGAGCAAGAUUUUCAAAAAAUGUUUGAAUUGAAAGAAUUUUUUCAUAAUCCAAAUGAAAUUUAUCAUUUAAAUUCAGCCGUGAAACAAUCAUGUCAAACGUGUAAUGGUGUUAUUGUUGGUAUUGAUGAAGCUGGUCGUGGUCCUGUUCUAGGACCAAUGAUUUAUACAGCUGCAUAUUGUCCAAUAUUAAUGCGAGCUGAAAUUGAAAUGGAAAAAUAUCAAGAUUCAAAAACAUUAACGGAAAAACAACGAACCGAAAUGUUUGAAACAAUCGAUAAUGAUCCAAAUAUUGGUUGGUCAACAACAAUUCUUUCACCAAUCUAUAUUAGUAAUUCAAUGUUAAAACGUUCAAAAUAUAACCUAAAUUCUAUAUCACAUGAUUCAGCUAUUAAUUUAAUUCAAAAUAUUCAAUCAAAAGGUAUUGAAAUACAGGAAGUUUAUCUGGAUACAGUUGGUCCACCGGAAAAAUAUCAACAAAAAUUACGACAAUUAUUUCCAGAUAUUAAAAAAAUAAUCGUCGCCAAAAAAGCUGAUUCCCUUUAUAAAAUUGUUUCCAUUGCAUCGAUUUGUGCAAAAGUAUUACGUGAUUAUAUAAUUAAAUAUUGGCAAUUUCAAGAACGAAAUUUAUCAUUCAAUGAACAUGAUUAUGGUUCGGGUUAUCCAAGUGAUCCAAAAACUAAAGAAUUUUUACAACAAAUUUUUAAUCCAAUUUUCGGAUUUCCAACAUUUGUUCGUUUUAGUUGGUCAACAAUAACAAAAAUUAUGGAUGAUAAAGCUGUUGGUUGUAAUUGGGACGACGACGAAGACGAUGAUGAUCAAGAAAAUAAUGAUGGUAAACAACAACAAUCGAUUAUGAAUUUUUUCAAAAACAACAUCACGAAAAAACAACGCGAUGAAGAAAAAUUAAAAUGUUUUAAAUCAAGCAAUUUUUUCCAGGAACAAAAUCUUGAACAAAUCAAUGAUUUGGAUAGAAUUUUUGGCUAAUCUUAUAUCGAUCAACAACGAUGACCACAUAUAAUCAACGAUUUUC